AUGUCCCAAAGAUCAGCCAUAUUCAACCAAGAUCUGCUCGCCGCACCCUUCGGGCCAUUUCAAGAGGAACAUGCGCUCACUAGCGACGUGCGCAACACAACCGUAAAAAAUCCGCUCGUCCUGGAUUGUGUACAGUUCGAGCUAGAAGGCACCAAUGAGAUUGUAGGCCUCGAUGAAUGCGAACCAUGCCAGCCGGAGUAUGACCUGGAACGCUGCAGACAUGUGACGUUCACCGGCGUCCUAGAAAUUAGCAAUCUCAAGUGGCUUUCCCCCGAAACAAUCGACACGAUAGGUGGAGCCUUGCAGGAACGAGAUCGUGUCGCUCGUAUCGCCACCCACCGAAAUGCUCUACCCGACAGCCAAGGCCGAAACUAUGCCGAGGAACUCAACUUUUGGUUCUCCUUCGACCUUGGCCUCAAAAUCAGAGUAAUCAUUCGAGGGGAGAAGUGGAUGCCCGUUUCAUACCUACAGUCCAUCCACAUUCCGAAAGGCUUAAUGCUAGUGGCUCGAAGCACUCGUAGAUAUGAAGUCGCUUCGCUACAUAUCGAAACCUACGAGCGCAGCCGAAAAUAUUUGGCUCGAUGGCGGCUGCUGCACGAACUGCAGAAACUCCUAGGGAUCGACGCGGGCCCUGGGAAGUCGUGGAGUGACAACAAGACGCCUCUGGCUGGACGCACCCCCGAAUGGUUUGCAGAGCUCUAUCUGCGACACAGAGCGUACUCUUUCGAACAACGUCGGCAGCGUCCCAUCUACGACUCGGACUCAGACUCGGAUAUCGAGCCUGGAGCCAACGGAAGAUUGAAGCGUGGCCGCGAGCAUAGUCCCCGUUCCGUCUCGCAGGAAGAAGUCCUCUCGCUCAUCCAACAGCACGGUCAAUGGGUCAUGGAUCAAGUGAAGCAACGGAAACACGGCAAAUGGCUCGACCUGAGGGUCUGGGCUCUCUGGUUCGCUUCGGCUGACGCCAGGGUGGCGGACGGCCGUUCCUCUCCUCCGGAAUGCAGCACUGGACGCAAGGUAGUCAACAAGGAAAGAAGCAAGAGAGGACUCGCUCGGCAGGUCAGCCCCCGUUCCCCUUCGCCGAUGGCGGUGGACGCUCGUCUACCGUAUCCGACCCAUGGCAGAAAAGUGGACGAGGCGAUGCUGCGCACGUAUGACCCAGACUUCUCACCUCAGUCCACCACCCUCGGCUCCCCAGUGAGCAGCCCCGGGCGCCCGAGCACGCCAGUCGACCCCGAUCUAUUAGCACUGCUUCCUUCGCAGCUGUGGCAACCUCCAAAUGUCAAUUCACUACAGAUUUGGACAUGUCCUUGGAAAAACUGCUCCUAUGUCAUCGACCUCUUCCAUUUAACGGACGAAGACAUGGACCAUCAGGAUAUCACGGAAGAGGAUAAGCAGCGGUUUCGGAGAAAGCAAUGGUCAAGAAGCGAUGCCUGGGCCCGUGAGGCGUUUGCAUACAUGGUCGACAGACACCAUCAUUGGCAUUUCAAUGACGCAGGCAUUGACGUUGACCUGGUUGGCGACCGUUAUGCUUUCCGUUGGAGAUAUUCGUCUAGCCAACCUCGCCCGACACAGUUCAGAAACGUCAAAGUUGAUGACAGGCGACCUGAACCCGAUAGAAUCAAAGAGGAAGCUAGUUGACUUGCAUCCGGUCUCUCCGCGUGUCUCUGUGAUCUAUAAUCGUUCAUCUGGUCACGGAGACACGAUCUCGGAGUUUGAUUGCU
Molecule: messenger RNA, 1721 nt
Organism: Dichomitus squalens LYAD-421 SS1
Lineage: Eukaryota; Fungi; Basidiomycota; Agaricomycetes; Polyporales; Polyporaceae
Exons: 7
Coding region: 1-1638 (545 amino acids)
Source: RefSeq, a predicted model, not a curated record